AUGAAGAACUUCAUUUUGGCCCAAACUAAGCAAAACAAAGAGUUCCUAAACCAAGAUAUUCAUGUAAAUGAACUGAUGACACAAUUAGGAACUAAGGUUGAUUCGAUAAUCACUCACAAUAAGAUUCUUGAAACCCAAACCUCACAAAUAGCACAACAACAAGCCCCCAAGGCCACACCUGGAGGGCAAUUUCCUGGACAACCUCAACCCAACCCCCGAGGGCAAGCUAACGAUGUUACCCUACGAAGUGGGACCUCUUAUGACGAACCUGUAAAACCAAACUUGAGUGGAUCAGAGGCUUAUAAGAAAAAUGUUGUGUCUACAAAUAAAGUAGAGGAAAUAGAGGGACAAAAAGACCAGGAAGUGAAAGAUAAGGGAGAAGAUAAAGAUAAAGUUUAUGUUCCACCCUCUCCUUAUAAACCACCAAUUCCAUACCCACAAAGAAUUAAACAGACCAAAAUUGAUAACCAAUAUAAAAAGUUUAUAAAGGUGAUCGAGAAACUCCACGUAGAAAUCCCAUUCACCGAAGCCGUCACCUAG
Molecule: messenger RNA, 540 nt
Organism: Lathyrus oleraceus (garden pea)
Lineage: Eukaryota; Viridiplantae; Streptophyta; Magnoliopsida; Fabales; Fabaceae
Exons: 1
Coding region: 1-540 (179 amino acids)
Source: RefSeq, a predicted model, not a curated record